This is a messenger RNA of Liolophura sinensis, 2861 nucleotides long. Its product is annotated as ras-related and estrogen-regulated growth inhibitor-like. The record is from RefSeq and is a predicted model, not a curated record. Bases 335 to 1015 code for a protein of 226 amino acids. The transcript is spliced from 5 exons. Gene Ontology annotation, molecular function: GTPase activity; GTP binding. Lineage: Eukaryota; Metazoa; Mollusca; Polyplacophora; Chitonida; Chitonidae.
AUACAGACGUAUCCUCUUGCUCCACAGUGUUAUACGAUUACAAUAUUAGCCUGAAGAAGUUAACCUUAUUACAAAGGUUAAUUGUAAAGCUAUAGUCAGACUCAGCAGCCAUAGAACAGGAGACAUCCACCCUCAAGGCGCACAAGGCUAGCGUUUGCUACCGCUUGUGAAACUGUUAUCUCUGUACAGUACACAUAUAGUGUGGGCAGUGCACAGCUGAGGUGAGAGAAGUGUAUAUACCCUCUGGGGGACGUCUGAAGGUGUACUGAGAUAACAGAUCACGAAGAUCUCAGUGGGGGAUGCUGACCCGAUCAGGGAUGCUCCGAGGAUCAUAAUGAACGGAGUACGCGGGAAGGCCCUGGCGGUCAACGGUGGCGAAAUGAGGGAUGUGAACGUGUGUAGGAUGGUGAUUUUAGGCAACACCGGGGUGGGCAAAACAGCCCUUACAGUGCGUUUUCUUACAAAGAGGUUUAUAGGAGAAUAUUGUCCGACACUGGAAAGUAUAUACAAGUAUAACACAUGCGUGGAUGACGAAGAGGUUCGGUUAGAAAUACUGGAUACUGCUGGCCAGAUGAACGAGGUGCACAGGGACGGCUACGCGAUGUGGGGAGAUUGUUUUAUGUUUGUAUACUCCAUCACGGACAGGCCAAGCUUUCAGGAGCUUGCUUCACUUAAAAAGUAUGUAGAGAAUGCCAAAAAAUCGACCAGCAUCGUGGGCAUGGUUGUGGCGAACAAAGUGGACUUGCUUUACUCUCGGACAGUCUCGUGCAGAGAAGGGCGAGAACUCGCCGAAGACUUAGGAUGCAAAUUUCUAGAAGUGUCUGCGGCUGAUUGGACGCAAGUGACUUGUGUGACAGACAUGUUUUUGGAUUUGUACCGGGAGUACAGGAAAACUAAAAUCACUCAUAAUAGCAGGCAAAGAAAGACAAGUUCGUCCCAGAAAUUCAAACAAGCGAUACAAAAAGUGAUCUCCGGGAAGUCGUCGUCCAGUAAAAAGUUGAGUGUGUACCAGUGACACGUGACUGGAACUGAAAUUGCUUGGAGAAGGGAAAGUGAAAGUGACCUGACCGUGGUAUGCAAUGAGUAUAUUAUAUAUGUACACGAUUCUACAAUCACGUAGCCUAGUAGAAUUAAGUGUGAUCUCGACUAAGUACUGCAAGUUAUGUACUUAAGGAAGGAAACUUUUUUCAUAUCGUGUGAUCUCGCUCAGAAGUACAAGAGAAUUUAUCGCUUUCGACAAGAUGCCCUUGUCCAAAACAAGUGCAACAAAGACAAGCAUACGACGUGUAUUUCUGAGUCCACCAAGGAGCCCGUCUAAAAACUCGAAAUCAGCCCAAACAUAUUACCUCACAGCAACGUUCUGACAUGGCGUGGGUAAUACAUGUCUCACGAAGUUCACGUAACGUCCUAUUUGGGCUGACAAAUUGCCUGUAGACUACGUGAUAGCAGUUAACCAUGGCGACCCACCCGUCAUAAUGGAGGUGCCAACCAUUUAUACAGCUUUCCCCAAAGACUUAACAUUCAUUACAGCCAACAAUACACCCUGGCGCGUGUCAGUCCGUUACUGAAGUACCGACUUCUGGUACACGCUGAAGGUCCCUGGAUCCCGCGCACGCUGCGGUUUUAUGUAUUAAAACAGAUGCUUUCGGCGUUUCUCGGUGGAAAAUGCUGUCUGACAAACAGCGUACAGCAAUUUUCUUUCAUCCCUCUUAAACAUUCGUUUAAAGGAUUUUGUAUUAGAAACUAUAUAUUGCACUUAUGUAUGACUAAACAACUGUGUAAAGUACGGAAUAUAUGUGUACUACGUUAACACAACUGACCUUGCUCUACUUGACUUUUAUCACGACCAAGCGCUAUAUUCAUUUAUUUACUUAUUUAUUUCAUGAAAACAUUUUGAUUGGUAUAUACAUGUAGAUUACCAACGGAUUUUUCUAAGCCCUUGAUUCGUUCAUUUGAUUGAUUUGUUGAUCCACUGAUCGGAAUUUUAUAAAUCAAACGAAAAAAAAAAGAAAUAUAAAUUUUUCAGAUUUAAAAUGUAAACAUUUUGUAUUGUUCUUAAGAAGAGAUUCAGUUUUAUUAAGGUCAGUCAAAAAAUUGAGUCACGCCUCUUCAAUUAGAAGGCCUAAUUCGGAGGGAUCGUAUUAUUUUUUGGCAAUAAACGGAAAUGUUACGCUACAUAAGACGUAGGUUGAACCUCUUUGUUGCAACUUCGGCUUCAGGUUUUGUGUAUAGUAUAAACGUAGACGCGUCUUCAGUCGUCUGAAAUAAAACAUUUGCGUAAGCUGGGUGCAGACAGCUGUUGUGUCGUGGGUAUAUUUAUCAGUGAUCAUCAUGUUAUUUCAGUUGUUGAAUGCAGAAACCUGCCGGGCAUAGAACAACAUUAUCCGAUUUUUUGUUGCUUGCACAAAAAGAAAUAUCCGUUCGUUUUAUCUUCACACCAGCGAGUUCCAAGUCAAAUAUUACAAAACCUCGUGUAAGUUUGCUUGUCUAAUGUAUCGUCUCUAGGGCAGCUACUGGGCGUGUGGAUCUUUACCUGGUUCUCUUAUCACGCCGAACAAGAACACCCAAUACAGAUAAGAGACUAUCUUGAAGACAAGAAAAGCCACAGCUUUACCACGCAUGUGUCACAAGGGGGCGCUGUUUCUCCUAAGACUGACUAAGUGCCAAUAGAGUCAUCGGGGAACGUUUUGCUAACCCCUUCUGACGUAACUGCACUAGCUCUACCUGUCAAGGAAGCGCUUAUCUGAGAAGUUACGGCUAUAGAGUAGUAUGCAAGUUGCUGUUUUCGUGCACUCACAAGAAUAGAACAUGCUGUGUAAAGCACGUGGGCUCUGCAUGGUAUACGAGAUAAAACUGAUUAC